Olea europaea var. sylvestris is the source of this 1296-nucleotide messenger RNA. RefSeq names its product PRA1 family protein A1-like. The transcript has 8 exons. The record is from RefSeq and is a predicted model, not a curated record. Gene Ontology annotation, cellular component: membrane. Bases 279 to 908 code for a protein of 209 amino acids. Lineage: Eukaryota; Viridiplantae; Streptophyta; Magnoliopsida; Lamiales; Oleaceae.
CCUCUCUCUCAGGGCUCCUCGUCCUAUGAGAUUGCCAUUUCUAUUCCACAUGUAAUUAUCAUCAAGGACACACCAAUUCCUAAUUCUCUCCAACUAUUUUUACAUUUCCCAGCCAAGUUCAUUAUCAGACUUCGCUAUCAAAUCAAAUAUUAUUCCCAAGGAGAUUUCCCUUAUUUCUUCUUUUGUUGUGUUGAAUUCGUGGUUUUUUCCUUGAAUUUCUUCACCUAGGGUUUCGCGCAGUUAAAUAGCUGAUCGAUGAAUGCAUAACUGGAAGUAAAAUGGAUUGGGGCAACGUCACGGCAGAGGAUCUAAUCGAGGCACUUCGCGAAGUCGAUUGGUCAUCCCCGCCUCGGCCUCUCUCGGAAUUCUUCUCCCGAUUCACUGUCCCCCAUUCUUACUCCAAAUGGAACAGUCGCCUCAAGUGUAAUCUCUACUACUAUCGAACCAAUUACUUCAUACUGAUUGUGAUUAUUCUUGGCUUGGGAUUUAUCAGGAGGCCACUUGCUAUUGUAGCUGCCCUAUUAUCAGCUCUAAGCAUUGCUUUUCUAAAUGAUAGCUUUGCAAGUACUUUCAGUGAAAAAGUGACGAGAACAGUCAGGCAGUUUUCUCCACAUUUUGCUGCUAAAAUGAGACCUUCCCAUACGCCUGUUAUUCGAGGGCGUCCAUCUUCCAAAAGAGCUAUACAUAUAUGUGGACAGCCUCGGUGGGUAUUUGUCUUGAUAUUUUCAACAGUGAGUUUCAUCUUUUGGUUUGUCUCUUGUGGCCUUAUUACUUUCUUGUGGGCUUUUGCUGUCGGCCUUCUUGUCACUCUUCUUCAUGCAAGCUUGAGAACACCUAACCUGAAAGCUCGUUUGAACACAUUUCGAGAGGAAUUUCGUGCUGUUUGGCGCAAUUAUAGUGAGCUUUAGCUCAUAUGGAAGUAAAUACAUUGAUGAUUGCUUCCUCUCCAUGUAGGAGACUCAUAUCAGCCAUCAAGUUAAUGCAUAAAGCUGUUAUGAGAGAGUGCUGUCUAUUAUGGUAUGCUUGAUAUUUUUCUUCGUCCCAGCUGCUCAGUUUUAAGAAAAAGAGGCUGCUAAUGUUCGCAGAUCAUUAGGUUGUAAAUUUCUGAAAUUCUUGUUAUAGGUAAAUGGACUGUACCGUUUGUAAUUGAUUUCAAGAAAUCAUUUGGGGAUUCAUGUACACUGUUGUCGAAAGAUUUCUUAGAAUGAGGUGUUGAAAUCCCUACUUAGGGUGCAUGAUGAGAUCUUGUUACUUUUCUGAAGGAUAGUGAUGAAUAAAUCUAGCAAAAUUUGUGAA